AUGUUAGACUCAAACUGCACCUACGAUCUGGAGUUGAAAGACCCAAUCGGUAAACUAACUGGACAAAAGCGCUGUCAGAGCGUGUUAAGGCCAAUCAGUUGGGUGCUCGACGGUUUGCCGCCAAAUACGGCAGUUUGGGAGAAGAUUGUGGAAAAGUCGGCCGAGGUGCGUCAGGCACUCACCACAAAGAGGGCUACACUGGAGGCCAGUCGAAAGGCCGAGUUGGAGGCAAGGAAACGCGCCGAGGAGGCCAUGGAAGAGGACGAUGAGGGUCAACAGGAGAAGGCACCGGAUCCCAUUCUCGAGGCGGCCCGGGCUGCAGCUGAGGCGGAGAGAAACAAGCCCACGCCGGUCGAUCCGCUCCCCAUUUUUGUCUUCCAGCUGAAGGAUGAUGUUCCGAAGUUGGUGAAACAGGACCUUCUUGAUCCUGCAAUGGAACCAAUGACUGACUCUCAAGCAGCACCGACAGCUGAUGAUACGACAGAGGCCCCACCGGAUUUGCCGGCUUCAAACGUCCAUUUCGACCCAAUGCCAGCCCCUGGGCCCGAAGUUGACUACGUUCUGAACAUGAUCCGGCAAUUUGAGGCAGAAUGGGGGAAAACCACAGAGUUUUUGGGAAAAACCACUUCCGCCUACGGCUAUCGUGCCAUGUUCUCAGAUCUGGACAUUGGAGGCAAAAGUUACGACGACUUGUAUAAGGAAAUAUCUGUUGCCAUACAAAAGCCACUCCAACGUCCAGCGAAGGAAUCUUCACAAGACGAAUUGGAUGAGAAGGCGGACGCUGAGGCGGAAGCAUUCGCAGAAGGUGGGCUGGAAGAUUAUAAGCCAGCCGGAGAGGAGGGAGGCGAAGAGGAGGAGGCCGAAGAGGAAGAGGAGGCCAAGGAAGAGGCUGAAGAGGGCGAGGAAGAGGAAGAGGAGAUGCAACCUGUAAGCCCCAUUGAUGCUGCCAUUGUCGUUCUUGCUGUUCUCUUUACGGAUCUUGAUUGGCUAAAAGAGGAAGAUCCUUCCAAGGGACCGACAAGACAGCUGGGUAGAACUAGUUACUUCUGUCCAGUUGCACUGAAGGAAUUCCAGAUAAUGAAGCCUGGAGAUCCAGAACUCGUUGCCGAGUACCUGGGUAAGGCCUACUACUUUGGAACAGAGGAAGACAGGGCAAAGUUUCUGUUGGAACCAAAAAAAUACGUUGAUACCGGCAUCCAGCGUCCUAUCAAAGCCAUCCGGGCUCACUUGCAGGAUGAUGAGGAACUACCUCGAGAGUCGCUGGACCUGCUGCUGAAGAAGUUUUGGACAACCGAACCCUACAUGUCCAUCGGCAUCAUCCUGGAGGGCUUUCCACGUAACGGGGAAGACGUGACCUACAUGCAGGAGUCGAACCUCUUUCCCGACCUCUGCAUCGCCUUCACCGCGGAGGCCGAGGAGAUUGUACCGCGUCUGUUGCCGGAACGCUUGGUGAAGUGGAAGAUAAAGCAGGCGCGCAUCGAGGCCAACAAGAGAAUUGAAAUUGAAUGGAAGAAGGCCAAGCGAGUGAAGCUCUAUGAAGCCAGGAAAAAGCAGAUCAUGACUGAACUUGCCGUCAAGAGAAAGGCCAAACUUGUAAGCCAUCUACGUUACUAA
Molecule: messenger RNA, 1614 nt
Organism: Dibothriocephalus latus
Lineage: Eukaryota; Metazoa; Platyhelminthes; Cestoda; Diphyllobothriidea; Diphyllobothriidae
Source: the annotation of a GenBank genome assembly